Molecule: messenger RNA, 2197 nt
Organism: Triticum urartu
Lineage: Eukaryota; Viridiplantae; Streptophyta; Magnoliopsida; Poales; Poaceae
Source: RefSeq, a predicted model, not a curated record
CACGGCUUGCCCUAAAAACCCUUUGCUUUUGCGCACGACGACGAAAAAUGAAGCCUCCACUUUCUUUCUUGCCGUCUUGAUCGGUAGCCACCCACCCUCCAGUCCUACCAGCGCCGCCGCCGCAGCACAACCCCAGCCGCCAUGCCAUCCUCCUCCGGGACCUCGGAGUCCUGGUCGCGGCCGAACGACCUCCUCGACGAACCCACCCGCGACCGAGCUCCCCGCACCAGCGACGGAGGCGAUGACGGCGACGACGACGUCUCGGCCGAGCGGGUCGCCUCGCGGCUGCGCAAGCCAGGAGCCCUGAGGGCCCUCUGCAAGAGGUACGCCAUCCCCGGCGGCUUCGCCCCGGUCCUCGCCGGCGGCCGCUCCUCGUGCUCCACGCCGCCGCCCGGGUCCGUCUGCGUGUACCUCGACGCUCUGGACGCCGGGAUGCGCCUGCCCCUCCACCCCUUCUUCGCCGCCGUGCUCACCCACUUCGGGCUCGCCCCGGGUCAGCUCUCGCCCAACGGCUGGCGCGCCAUGGCCGGCUUCGUCGCGCUCUCCCGCUCCGCCGGCGUGGACCCGUCGCUCGCCGUGUUCCGGCACUUCUUCGCGCUCUGCCCGUUCCCGCCGCACGGCUUCUACACCCUCCGCGGCAAGGACGCCGACGGCCUGCUCUUCGCCCGGAUUCGCGCCAAGUUUGUCAAGGGCUGGAAGGAGGACUUCUUCUUCCUGGCGUCGUCGGCGCCCUGGCCGUGCCCGGUGGAGUGGGGGGAGCCUUCCAGGUCCUCCACCUUCGACCCGUCGCUCACCGUCCAGGAGAAGGCCGUGGCGGACAGCCUGCUGCGUGCUCGAGGGAGCUCCCCGAUCGAUCUCUUCGCGUACCUCCACCACCGCAACAUGGGCGCGGCCAGCAUCACCGGGGUGUCGCCUCCAACUCCUCGAGCCGUACGAUCUGAUGCCGCCAUGGAGGAAGCCACGACCGCGGCCGCGCGCGCGACGGCAGGGAAGGUGACGGUGAAGAGCGAGCCUGACUGCAAGGUGCCGCCUUGUGCGCCGUCGCUUGGGAAGAAGAGGAAGCUGCCGGAGGACCGUGCGGACGGCGAGAGCUCGGCGUCGGGCCCCUCUUGCCCGCCGGGCUUCUCCGCCCCCUGCAAGUCGCCGCCCGCGACAAGCAAAGAUGGUGACUGGAAGGCGGCGAGGCGGCUGCUGCAGGGCACCGUGACGCCGUCGCGGGAGCGCGAGCUCGCCGCGUCCAAGCCGGCCGACGUCGUCGCCUCAACCUACGUGUCACUGCUGCAGACGGCGAACGAGGUGGCCUUCUCGCUGGGCUACGCUCUGGAGCUGGAGGAGAAGCUGAGGGCGCGCGAGCGCAAGGCGGACGCGCUCCAGGGGGAGCUGCACAGGAAGCUGAAGGCGCGCGAGACCGAGACGGAGGCGCUGCGGGCGGAGCUGCGCAAGGCCAAGGCCGAGCUCGACGAGACGGCCAAGGCGGCGGCGGCGCGGGAGGAGCUGUGGAGGAAAAUGAAGGCGCGGGAGCGCGACACCGCCGAGGCGGAGGCUCUGCGGGCGGAACUGCGCAAGGCGAAGGCCGUGCUCGCCGAGGCCAAGGCGGACGCGGGGAUCGCGGCGGCGGCGGCGCGCGGGCUCAGGGAGGAGCUGGACAGGAACGUGAAGGCGCGGGAGCGGGACGCCGCCGAGACGGACGCGCUGCGGGCGGAGCUGCACAAGGCGAAGGCCGAGCUCGCCGCGACCAAGGCGGAGGCCGAGAGGGCGGCGCCGGCGCGGUGGUUCUGGGGGUCGAGCAGGGAGCACGCGCGCGCGCUGGCGGAGCGGGAGCUGCGCGGGUACGAGCGCGGCCUGGAGGACAUGAGGCGCGCCGCGCUUCAUCGCUACCCGUACCUGGACCCGGCGCUGCUCUUCGUGCCGGUCCGCGCCCCCCCGUAGCGCCGCCGCCGGCGACCGCCCGAUCGCCAUGCCUGCCCGCUGCACACGUCGAUCGAUCUGCAAUUAUCCGCAUGUUUCUGGGACGCGCUGCUGAUCUUUGGGACUGCAUUUCCCACCUUCGUUUCACAGUUCACAUGGAACUUCUUUUGUGUGAAAAAAUGUUGCAUCAGAGGAUGAAUAUAUGCGUAAAUCAUUAGGGAUUAUGAUCCGUCAAAAAUGUUGAGAGGCAAUCUAAUCUAUGACUAUAUUUUCAUGAGCUGUGAUCUGA